CCUCGCCUCCUCCUCCGCCUCCUCCUCCUCGCCUCCUCCUCCUCGCCUCCUCCUCGCUUCCUUUCCUCCUCCUCCUCGCUCGUCUCCCUCCCUCUCAUUAAGCCCAAACUCGUCGACAAACUCCGGUCACGCGCAGCAGAGCCACUGACCAAAGCCACCGCGGCAGCGAUCCCAUGAGCCGCAAGCGGACCACGCUGCCGGACGCCUUCCGCGCUAAGAGGUCGCGCCCGGCGGUCGAGAGUCGCGGGGACGCCGAGCUGUGGGGAGCCGACGGCGCGGACCUUCCCAUCGAUGAGGUGCCAAACGACACCGAGGCUGCGCUGCGCUACCUGGCCGAUCUGUUCCCGCGCAAGCUGUUUGAGGACCGGCUGCCACCCAUCGUGCUCCAGCACCAGCUCUACAGUGUGCUGAGCGACCGCACGGCCGCCGACCGCCAGCUGAACGAGCUGCGCGAGCACGGGAAGGUUUGCGUGUUUGCGCUGGGCGUGGGCGAGCAGACGUCGGCCGUCGUUUUCCGCGCCGACUUCGAGGAACGCGUGCGAGCGACGGUGCGAGGACGCCCGUGGGAGGCGGUGGCGGUGCGCUUCCUGGACGAGGUGGUGGGCGCCGCGCAGGGCCCCGCCGUCUCCCGCGCUCGCCUGCUUCACGACCUCUCCUUCCGCGAUGCCGACAUCACGCGGCUCGUGAAUGCCGGGCUGCUCACGGUGCGAGAUGUGGGCAGCUGGUGGCUUUCCAUCCCUGGCAUCGGCAAGUUCAUCAAACAUCUCACCAGAGGGCGCAAGGCGGUGCUGGCUGCAAUCCGCAAGUCACGGUGCGGUGAGCUGCUGCAAGCGGAGCUGGAGGCGCGCACCAUGCGCACGGCCGGGCAGCUCGGCCUCCCCUACCUCGUGCACGACGCCGUGGGUGCGCAGGCCGUCAAGCGGUCAGUGAGCACCACCCUUGACGGUGAUUUCCUGCCCCAUGGACUGCUACCCCUUGGUCCCGGGGAGUGACCACUGCACUCCAAUAUUGCCAAAUGCACUGGUUCAACCUGUCAAACACUGGUAGUAUUGUUUUUUCUCUAACCCUUAACCCUGCGACCCCUAACCCAACCACGAACGCUAAACCCUAACCCCAUCCAUCCUCCACGUGCACAAAUACACUGCCCUUUGGCUACAGCAGCCACACAGGUGAUGCUACCUGCAGACUUUACCGUACAAUUAAAGACACGAGGGCGUAUGAAACACGAUUUAAGAGAGGGAAUUUGCUACUGGUUCCUGUGGCUCAUGCAGGAUCGUGACGACGACAGGAGCUCUGCUGCGCGUGGAGAACGAGUGAGGCCGCUGGCGCGUUCCGACACCAUCGUCUCCUCGCUUUGCUACAGCUUGGCUCGUGGGAGAUGUCGGGGAAAAUUCGCCGCUUGAUUUUGCACAAUAACGGCAGAGCCAAGUCGAGAGGAGCACUUAAAACAUUCGCGAUGUCAGGAAUCCUCAAAGGAGCUCCACUGGGUUGGCCGGCGCACAGCUUUUGCGUCUUCGGCUGUGACGCAGCUACUGCCAGAGGCUACACCACGCAACGAGCGUCGUCUGCUUGGGUCUUGGCGCUAACAGUGCAGCGCCGUUAUUUUUUUUGCCACUUACUCGUGCGCGAGUGAAGCCAAACGGACAGGGAAUGAGACACGUGUCUCUCCGGAAAGCACUUUAAUGGAGGUGACGGGUCACAAUGGCUCCGGGGAAUAAAACGUUUGGACGCAACGCAAA
Molecule: messenger RNA, 1739 nt
Organism: Petromyzon marinus (sea lamprey)
Lineage: Eukaryota; Metazoa; Chordata; Hyperoartia; Petromyzontiformes; Petromyzontidae
Gene: WHR1
Product: winged helix repair factor 1
Biological process (GO): positive regulation of Ras protein signal transduction
Source: RefSeq, a predicted model, not a curated record